AUGCGUAGCUAUGUAAGGGGGUAAUAUACACCAUCUAAACUAUGUGAUGCAAUUAAAGUUCCUGUGUUCGCAUGCUGUCUCAAUGAUGUCAGUGCUGUGAGUAACUUCGUUACAUGUAACUAGUUCCCAGUAAGCUCUCUAUAUACAGCUUAUUCAAAGUUGUCCUUUGCAAACCUUAAACACUGAACCUUAAACUCUAAGCGAGCAAAGCUUAAUGAGAGCACAAGUUUCAAGCUAAGUAGUUGAUAUUUGUGAAUGAAUCAGAAUUGUUCUCGUAAGGAGAUAUUUACCAUGUUGUCUCUUAGAAAUGGGCUCCAUAUAUACAUACAUUUCUAAACUGAUUAAAUGAUAGAGACUGAAACUGACGUUUAAUAGCUCCAUCUUCGGGCUUCGCAUUUUGAAGAACAGUAGUCGGUACCUCUGGGAGAACAAUUUGGAACUGAUGGAGUUAUCCAGAAUGUAAUCGUUUAAAAUUUUAUGUAGUUUAAACUUUCUUUCCUUCCUCCAUUCCUCUAGGAAAACCAUCGUCGAGAAUUGGAAGAAAAUAAAUCUGAUAUGAUGAUGGUCCUACAAGCAUUAAAGUCAGACUCCUAUCAAUCCAGUUCCAUGUCAAACGAAUCUCUUGAAAUGAACGAUGAAUUGAAGAAGCUUGAACGUUAUGUGGAAACAUUGAAGAAGGAACAUGAGCAGGAGAUAGAGAGAUUGAAUCACGAUCAUGAACAAGAUUUGGAACAACUACGCAGUGAUAUGGUCACUUUGUUGAGAGUACAAGAGACUUAUAAAACACCAGACGAGGGCAAGGUAUAACAUAUUGUUUGUUCUCGUUAGCAGUUUAGAAAUAAUAGAGACCUUAAGCUUGACGUUUACGGCAAACGUCAAAUAUAUUAAGCAGUUAUUAAACUUGUGCUAUUUAGCAAUGAUUUAAGGAAGCAAAUUAACCACCAUAGUUACGUUUGACGUUUACGUUUGGCGUAUAAAUUUCAUGCUUUAACCAUGUUACUCUGAGUGUAUAUGGCGCCAAGUCACUUGCCCAAAAAUGGAUUUCUGAAUGACCCAAUCAGGAAUUGAACCAAAGGGCUCUGUUUUGACGAAGCCGUGCUUUGACCAAUUAGAUAUUAAGAUGCCUGACUGAGAUGAUAUCAACUCUCUUGAAAUAUUUCUGUACUGUUUAAUAAACGAUCAGGAGUGUUUUAUUAGGCUUUUUUGUGAGCAUGUGCCUUGUAUUUAUUUAUUUAUUUAUUUAUUUUUCUCCAAGGCGGAUCCCAACGGGAAUAUCGUAGACCUUGACGGACAACUGAUCGCCUUGAAACGUUCACAUGAGAAACAACUACGCGAAAAGGACGAGAAACACCAAAAAGAAGUUAAUCAACUCAAGUCCGACAUGUUGGUUGCAAUUCAAGCCGCGUCAGCAGUCGGGAACAUUAGCUCCCAGACCUCUACCUCGCCGGACGAGCGGGUCACUGAACUCGAAACGUACAUCGCCAACCUGGAGCACGAUUUUGAAGAGGAACGCGAAAAUUUACAAAACGCUAUCAAAAAGGCGGAGUCGGCAACGAAGUUUGGACUGAGACGAAAUGAGGAGAUGAGUAAUAAGAUUUAUCAAAUGCAGCGAGAAAUGGAGGAGAUAGACACUAAAUAUCAGAAAGAAGUUAAACUGUACAAGGAGGCAUUUGAUCAGGAGAAGAACAGGAAAACGACAAUAGGAGCAGUGCCCGGGAUCUUAGCUGAGAAUGAAAGUCUCAAGGUUUGAAUUUUCAUAUACAGCCAAUUCAAAAAAGGUUGGCCUUUGCAAACCUUAAACCUUAUCGCGUUAAGCUUAAUGGGAGCACAAGUUUCAAGCUUAGUAGUUGAAUAUUGCAGCUAUUUGUGAAUGAAUUGUUCUGGUAAGGAGAUAUUUACCAUGUCUCUCAGAAAUGAGCCUCAUAUAUGAUUUCUAAACUGAUUAAAUGAUGCUCUCAUUAUGCUUUGCGCGCUUAGAGUUUAAGGUUUGCAAAGAACAACCUUUUGUGUAUUAGCUGUAUUGGAUUAGGGUUGAUCUAAUGUAAACAUCUAUGAAUAAUGUAAACAUCUAUUAUAAUUAUACUAAUUCAACUAAUUGACUGUUCAGGUGAAACUACAAGAGUUGGAGCUCUCCAUGGAGCAGAUGCAAGUGCGAUACGACGGUGAAAUUAAACGUUACAAAGAGAAGUUCCAACAGGAAAAUGUGCUCAGUGUCGAGGAACUACAGUUAAAAAUUGAUUCUUUGGAAGAUUCUAUCGGGCAGAUGAGGUUGGAGCAUGAGACGGAGUUGGAGAGAUACACGAAGGCGGUGAAGCGAGGUAAGGUCUCGCUGGCUGGGACUGUGAAAGAACGAGAUUUAGAGAGAAAAAUUGAUGACUUGGAGUCGACGGUUAAUGUCACGAGGCAGAAACAUCGGGAAGAGGUACGUAGUUAAUGAUUUGUUUCCCAUUGAAGGGCCAGGCUUAAGAUAAUUAGCAUUUUUACGAGAUUCGAUUUGGAAAACACUAAUGACAGACUAUUUGGGGGUCAUCAUCUGCCUAUACUAUCCAGGCUCGUGAUUGGUUGAUUAUAACAAUGAAAGACAAUAGAACUAUAGAAAUCGUCUUUCUAAAGAACGAAUCACAAAACAUGAUCAUUUUAGGUAGGUUUUUACCCCUAUUUGGGAUAAUUUUUCAAAUCCAAACAGGGCAUUGCUCUGAGGCGAUGUCAAUGUUUGACCCUGUCUGAAUUCGACACACAAGCCAUCCAACCAUUGAGUGAAAAAUUACCCAUGAUAUUUAUCUUUGUGUAUUCUCUAGGUACGUAAAUACCGCGAGAGGCUUGAGGAUGAGAUGGAACGUCAUCGGAAGGAAAUCCAAGAGACACGUGCCAAGCUGCGCAAGCUCGAAGCAGACACUCGACAAAUGGAAGAAUUGAAGAAUAAAAUUACAGAUUUUGAAAGUAAAACUAGUAAGCUGUCAAAGGAAGCGACGAAAUGUAAAGAACAAGAGAUUGAAUUGAACGAAACGAAGAGUAAAAAUAGGGAACUACAACGACAGGUUAGCUUGAUGUUUUAUCAUUUCAGAUCUUUGUCUGUGAAAGUAUUUUUUGUAUAGAUAGGACCCAGUGUAUAUAACUUUCAACUUCUAUCAUCACAGGUCGAUACGUUACGGCGAAAACUGGACAAGCUAGAAGGAACGAGCGAGGGAAACAAAGAGACUAGCGACGAGUCAACGCCAACUGGUGCCAAGGCUAAACUCUCUCGGUACAGCUCAUUGGAUAACAUUGGUUUGAACUCGUCAAACAGAACAAAACCUCAGUCAGGGGGGGAGGCUGACGGGGGUGUUCAUAAUGAAGAUGACGUCUUUGAAGUGAAUAAUAAUUCAGGGAAAUCUGAAAUUGGAGGUUAUAAACUUAAUCCAGGUUCGUGGUCUAAAUAUGGAUCCUAGUGGUAUCCUUUAUUAUUUUUUUUUUGUAUAAACUUUAUUAUGUCUUUACGUUUACCUCAAGAGCACAGUGCUCAUCUAGGAGGCUCACGUACAUUAAAGAAUUACAAUAAAACACCCAGCAGACAGAGAAUAAAUAAAAUAGUAUGCCAAAUUGCGCCAGAAAUAUAUGCUGAAUAUGUAACUAUAUAAAUUGCUAAAAUAUACAACUAUUUAAAACGUGCUGAUUGCUCAAUGAAUAAUCUUACUGCGGUAAAUAUAGCAGAAUUAGCAUGAAAAUUCAACAUUGGUAAACCAUUAAGUAACGAAUCUACUUGCUGAGAUAAGCUAAGAGAUAACCAAUUAUUACCAAUUGCUAAGAGAUAACCAAUUAUUUCUAUUUCUGGGUAAUUAUUUUCUAGGUCUGAAACGUCCAGCGUCUGUGUCUGCUUUCCCUGUCCAAAAUGAAAACGGUUCAAGACGGACUACAUACAAUGAAAAGGUAUGGUGGAUAUACUGUAAUUAUACACGAAGGUCACAGUGAAUCUGAAAGUCAUCAUCACCAUCAAUACCACCAUCGUCAUGAUCACCAUAAUCACAAUCACCAUCAUCUGAUCGUCACCAUCAUAAUCACCACCAUCAUCACCAACACCACCAUCAUCAACUCUAUGUAUUAUGGAAUCUUGAAUUCUGUUUUAAACCGACCAUAAAUGACGGUCAUAAUUUGUAAAUAUUAGAAUGUUCAUUUCAAAUUUGAUUAACUCAAUCAUCAUGACUACAAACUAUUUCCAUCACUGUUACCAUGAGACCAUCAUCUUUAUAACUACGUGGUUUACUCGGAUAAUUUUAUGGUAUAUACAUUCAAGUUACUGCAAAGCUAAUCACUGUCUUUCUUUAUCCAGAGACGAGAGACUGGCUCAACUUCAAACAGACCUUCCUAUCAACCUGGUAAGUUAUUAAACUAAACUAACUUUACACUGGAUAGCUCUUCCCGUUCAACAUGUCUCUGAAAUAUAAUGUUCACCGUUCUUUUGUAGCUUAUCUCAAAAGUUCGUCCAGCACAUCAAACUUGAAGUGAUAUGUCCUCAUAUAUAGAGUCCUUCAACAGUGACAGUUGCAGAUCGCAGCAAGAUCUUGACAAGAUCUUACCAGGAUCCCACCGAGAUCCUACCAGAAUCCUACCGGGAUCCCAUCAAGAUCCUACCAAGAUCUUGCCAAGACCUUCAACAUAGGGAGAUACUUGGCUUCAAAUAUCCCCGAAGUCUUUCAGAUAUAUUCUACGAAUUUUACUGUGUGAUGCCAAGUGUGUUUGGUGGUUAGGUAAAGUAGCUUUCUCGAACUGAUACCAGCCUGUUGGAAACGUGUUCUGGCUUUCGAUCGAUAAAUUAUUCACCCAUGCGCCUAUCGAUGUACGAUGAAAUAUGGAUUUUUUUGUGAUUGCUCUGCUUGGCGCAGUUUUGUCACUCGUGAAAUGCAACGAACAAUAGACCUAGCCACCUAAGGCAUUGUUUAUACCCGUUGUCACCUAAAUUCACAUUUUUAAAUAACUCACAUGUCUAGUUACCACUGUUCUGAUAAAUUAAGCAUAGAAUGGAACAGAGGUAACCAAGCAUUUAAAUUAUAUAUGUGAGUGAAUUGAUAACUCGCAUACCUAGUUACCACUGUUCUGAUAAUGUAAGCAUAGAAUGGAACAAAGGUAACCAAGCAUUUAAAUUAUAUAUGUGAGUGAUGAAUUAGGUGGUAAGGGUCAUAAACUUGCGUUACACGCGUAAAAACGCACAGCUUGUAACAAGUCUGCAAACAAGUUGUUGCAAGUCUGUUCACAAACUGUCAACAAAUUGUGUUCGCACUGCUUGUUCCCAGUUUGUUGUAACAAGCUUGAUGGCAUUAACAGCCAUGUUACAAGAUUGUGCUAACAAGUUUGUUACAGCCAUGAUAUAACAAGGAUGUUACAAGGUUCUCAACACAAGAUUGUAACAAUCUUGUUAUAUCAAGCAUGUAACAGACUUGUCAGAACAACCUUGCAACAAGUCUGAUAAUUUCAACAAGGUUGUUACAAGUUGUUCCAAACCCGUUGACAACUUGUGACAAGCAGUGCGAAUACAUCUUGUUGACGGCUUGUUGGCAGACUUGUUACAAGAUGUGAGAUUUUUACGUGUGUAGGUGAUCAGAUCAGUUAGUCUUUCAAGAUAUGAUGGUCUCGAAACUAAACAGAAGUCAUUAUGUUUUUGUCUGAGUUUAUGUUAAUUUGUACAUGGUCACGGUGAAUGAGCUCGCUGUCUUUUUGUAACCGUCCAAUAGGGAUAGCUGAGAUGAAACGUGCAACCACGAUGAAUAAUAUUUAAUGAAGUUGAGACAUUAGAUUUGUGCACGGCGAGGUCGAGUUCAACAUCAAACAAAGGUCUUCCAUUUUCUGUCUUUGAAGUUUGCCAUGCUUCCAGACCAUCUAUCUUGGCAGGCUAUGUGUUGGGUUUGACGAAGUUACAUAUUAAAACAUCUAAAACUGAACCAGUGAUAAACGUGUGAAUAACUUAAUAUCAGCCUCUAUAUAUAGUCUUCAUAUAUACAGUGGUCUAAUGUAUUUCGGAGUGUGGAAACAGAAUCAUAUAUUAUUUAUAUAAAGACAAUGUGCGAGAGAGCGAGUGAUAAAUAUGUUGUAAUAUAUUAAGAUGUGUGCUUAUUUUUACAUUUGUAACUUAUAACGUGUGUACAAAGAAAUAUUAAAG
Molecule: messenger RNA, 6130 nt
Organism: Paramuricea clavata
Lineage: Eukaryota; Metazoa; Cnidaria; Anthozoa; Malacalcyonacea; Plexauridae
Source: the annotation of a GenBank genome assembly